AUGAAGUACAUUCAUUCUCAGGAGAUCCUUGAAAUCCCCGAGGGGGAAAAGGUCCAAAUUGUCCGCCAUAUUUUCGAAGUUGGAAAUUUUGAUGCCCACCAGUCCGGCGAUGGAAAGAAAGAGAUCAAAUUGAAAGAUGAAGAGAGGAAUGGCAUUUGGGAACCCGACGUCGAACGACUGACAGUGGCACCGAACAUUUCCCACGACGAAUUCAAGGCGCAAUUUGGACUGAAUGGAAAAUUUAUUUCCCAACACGGCACUAACAUACCUAUAGUCAAGGUUGCCAUCAAGACGAGAAUCGUGACCGUCGAGGGUCCCCGAGGCAAGCUCGUCAAGGACCUCGGCCACUUGGCCGUCAACUUCGGCCACCCCAAGAAGAACACCAUCUCGAUCGAGAUCCACCACGGCAACCGUAAGAAUGUUGCCACGCUGCGUACCGUCCGAUCCAUCAUCCAGAACAUGGUUAUCGGUGUCACCAAGGGCUUCAAAUACAAGAUGCGAUACGUAUACGCCCAUUUUCCCAUCAACGUAAACCUGGACAAGAGCAACGAGACCGGGCUAUGGGAGGUUGAAAUCCGAAACUUUAUCGGAGAGAAGAUUGUCCGCCGGGUCGUCAUGCAGGAGGGUGUCGACGUCGAGCUGUCCAAGAACCAGAAGGAUGAGCUCGUCCUGACUGGCAACUCUCUGGAGCGUGUGUCGCAGAGCGCUGCCGAUAUUCAGCAGAUCUGCAAGGUCCGCAACAAGGAUAUCCGAAAGUUCUUGGACGGUCUGUACGUUUCCGAAAAGGGCAACGUCGUUGAGGAGUAA
Messenger RNA from Metarhizium acridum CQMa 102, 807 nucleotides. The record is from RefSeq and is a predicted model, not a curated record. NCBI's taxonomy places the organism in Eukaryota, Fungi, Ascomycota, Sordariomycetes, Hypocreales, Clavicipitaceae.